CUAACAGAGGGGGAAAAAAUCCCCCACCAAGCAGCCCCUGAAAUGAACUAGAACAGUGUCAUUGUUUGGCUAGCUGGAUUUAACGUACUACAAUGAAGAUACUGGUUUUCACUGGACUGCUCUCUCUUACCUGCAGUCUUUUCACAACAGAAUUUUCACUGAAUGGCUCUGCAAUUAAAACUGUGUCUCUUAUCAAGACUUUCCGUGGAAUUUCAGCAAGAGACUAUGAUUACAUCCCCCCUUAUGCUAUAGAAGGGGAGACAACAACCAUCCACAUCAGAGAACACAAAUGCUCUUCAAAAGGGUCAAAUGACUCCACUUUAACAGAAGUGAACAACACCACACUGCAGUAUCUGACCAGUUCUCUGAGCACCAAGCUAAUACCUGCUGUCUACCUCAGUGCUGUUUUAUUGGGUGUACCGUCUAAUGCUAUAAUUUUGUGGAUGCUGCUCUUCAGGAUCCGGUCUGUGUGCACUGCCAUCCUCUACACAAACUUGGCAGUUUCGGAUCUGCUCUUCUGCAUCAUGCUGCCCUUCAAAAUAGUGUACCACAUCAACGGGAACAACUGGAUUUUUGGGGAAAUUAUGUGUCGAACUACCACUGCCGUGUUUUACGGCAACAUGUACUGCUCCAUUCUGCUGCUCACAUGCAUCAGUGUCAGCCGCUACGUGGCCAUUGUCCACCCCUUCACCUACAAGAGCCUGCCAAAACGUGCCUAUGCCAUUGCGGUAUGUGCCACCGUGUGGACCAUUGUCUUCUUGUACAUGCUCCCGCUUUGCAUAAUGCAGCAAAGCUAUUACGUGAAACAACUGGGCAUUUAUACCUGCCAUGAUGUGCAUAAUGCCUGUGAAACAAUAUCUUCCUUCCAGUUCUACUACUAUGUUUCUUUAGCUAUCUUUGGGUUUUUAAUACCUCUUGCAACUAUUGUUUUCUGCUAUGUCUCUAUAAUACGAACACUCAAGACUCAUGAAUGGUUCUGGUACGUUAAAGUCAGUCUUUUGAUCCUUACCAUCUUUGCUAUUUGCUUUGUGCCAAGCAAUAUUAUCCUUAUUACCCAUCACAUCAACUAUUACUAUUACAACACAGAUGUGUUGUAUUCUUUUUAUCUAAUUGCUUUAUGCCUUAGCAGUUUAAACAGUUGUCUUGAUCCUUUCCUUUAUUUUCUGAUGUCAAAAAUUAGAAGUCAAUCCAAUAUUUAUCUCACAAUGGUUAAAAUAUCCAGGGAAAAAUGAAUUGAGUUUUAUAUUUAUAUUAUUGGAAUUAUUUUGUAUGAUAUUAACUCAGGCAGCAACAAACCUCAGGUGCAACAAUUAAACUUAAAAAA
Messenger RNA from Antrostomus carolinensis (chuck-will's-widow), 1324 nucleotides. RefSeq names its product coagulation factor II thrombin receptor like 2 (gene F2RL2). The transcript has 2 exons. Gene Ontology annotation, cellular component: plasma membrane. NCBI's taxonomy places the organism in Eukaryota, Metazoa, Chordata, Aves, Caprimulgiformes, Caprimulgidae. Bases 93 to 1232 code for a protein of 379 amino acids. Gene Ontology annotation, molecular function: thrombin-activated receptor activity. The record is from RefSeq and is a predicted model, not a curated record. Gene Ontology annotation, biological process: positive regulation of Rho protein signal transduction; blood coagulation; phospholipase C-activating G protein-coupled receptor signaling pathway.